AUGUCAUCAAAUGGUCGUACUCGCAAUGGACGUCGAGGAUCUGAUCCAAAUAAUUCUGAGAAUUUUGUAGAUGAGGAUGGACCUCAAGAACAAGAACGUGUUCAAAGACGUCAAUCUGAUGGUAGAGCUACUCCACGGUAAUUCUUCUUUUUUUAUAGUUUGGGAGUUGUUUUUUGUUUUGAUUUCCUUAAGGUAAUUUUCAGGAAAUAUGAAAACCUUUUUUUUAAAUUUUAAAAAUUCCAAUAAAAUUAAAUUUUUUUAUUACAAAAAAUAAAAAUUAGUUUAAAUUAAUUUAAGAACGCUCACUUUAGAAUAACAACACGCCAAAGAGACCCUUCUGGAUUACCACAAGAUCCUAAUGUACAUGAGCGAGAAGCCUUUAAUCAUCGUCGUAGUCGAUCAUCAUCUGCCAAUGACAACAUUCCACCAACUCAACUACCAGUCGGGUCUGGAAGUCGUAGAAGAAGUCGUGUUAGUGGUGAUUCUUCCGACAUAGGCGAAGAUAUAGACGAGUUUCUGCAGGCCUCGGAAGAUCAAGCUUCUGUACUUCAAAAUAAAAGCAGAAAGAGGUCACGACGUCAGCAAUCAGAUGAUCAUGAUCAAGAACAACCUCCAGUUCCAGGUAAAAGAAGAAGACGGCAUAAAGCACCUGAAGAUGGACAACAAAGAACAAAAAGACCACGUCGAAGACGGACAAAAACUUCAUCUCAGCUCAGCGAUCAACCAACUUCUGGUGUUUCUACUGCAGACGAACCCAGUGAUUCAGAAGCUUCUACUGCACGAGUCCCUAGUAAUGGCCCAAGGUCAGGAUCAAAUGAUUUAGAAGGAUCAAGACGUUCAGAUCGACGGUCAAGACGUUCAAAGUCACGUCAUUUAGAUUGCGCUUCAAGACGCUCUAGAUCUUCAUCAGGACAGUUUGAUGCUCCGUCACCUAAUUCUGACCCAACGUCAACAGGACCUGAAUCUGAUUUAUCUUUAGAAAGUUCAGAUGCAGAAAGAAAUUCAGGAGAAUCAUCGGUUACUGAUUUGGAUACUGAUUCUCCUACCUUAAGUUCAAGUGCAGACAGUUCAGUUUCAAGCGCGGUAAGUAUUUUAAGGGUAGGGUAGGGUAGGGUAGGGUAGGGUAUAAAACAUCAAAACAAUAUUUCUUUAGGAUCAAACACCUAGCAAAAGAGAACAAAGACAAAUCCAAAAGCGUCAGCGACGUUUCGAUAGAGAACAACAACUCAAAGUAAGUUAGUUACCUCUAUCAUACUAAAUUUGUUUACAAUUUAAAAAUUUAAAAAUAAAAAAUUUAAUUUUAGAGAAGAGCCAAGAGAGCCAGAAGAAAGCAAAGUCUAUCUCAACAUAAAAAGAGGCCUUCCAAAGCCAAAACCCGCAAAAGUAAAGGAAAACAACUAACUCCUUUAAGCCCUGCUUCAUCUGACUCUACAUCGACUGCGUUUGAACCCUCAAUUCAUAAUUCAUUUGAUUCAGAAGCUUCAACUUAUGAUUCAAACCCUGAUUCUUUAUCUUCAGGAAGUUCUCAAACAAGCUCAAGAUCUCGAGGUUCAUCGCGGUCUAGUCAAGCGUCUAGAAGAGGUCUAGAUAAAGCUAGAACAUCCAGAAGACGCCAUGGUGAAGAUGAUUCAUCAACAAGCAGUCAAGAUGAUGAUAGGGCUUCUAGAAGUCAUGAAGGUCAAGCUAAGCCUUCUAGAAGACUUGAAGGUCAAGCAAGGCCAUCAAAAAGCCGUCCAAAUAAAGUUAGACCAUCCACAAGCCGUGACAAUCAACCAUCCAAUUCAGAAGAACCUGCUCAAUCCGCAGCUCCGUCUCCACCAAAUCCAGAAUCAGCCGCAGCUUCAUCUCCACCAAAACCAGAGCCACCUGCAGCUCCAAGUGCCCCAACUGCUCAGGAAAACCCAGCUCAGCCAGCGAUGGAUCAAGUGGGACGUCAAAUGUCAUCAGUCCAAACUACGAUUGAUUCAGCAAUGGCGAGGGCUCAACGUCAAAUCGACAACGCGAUGCGGAUGGUCGAGAAAUUAACUGGAAAUUUAGGGAAGAACAUGCCAAAGUGA
This is a messenger RNA of Bursaphelenchus okinawaensis, 2057 nucleotides long. The record is from the annotation of a GenBank genome assembly. Lineage: Eukaryota; Metazoa; Nematoda; Chromadorea; Rhabditida; Aphelenchoididae.